Messenger RNA from Fopius arisanus, 1077 nucleotides. RefSeq lists its product as uncharacterized. The coding region runs from base 582 to 977 and encodes 131 amino acids. The record is from RefSeq and is a predicted model, not a curated record. Gene Ontology annotation, molecular function: nucleic acid binding. The transcript has 5 exons. NCBI's taxonomy places the organism in Eukaryota, Metazoa, Arthropoda, Insecta, Hymenoptera, Braconidae.
CCAGUUCACUGGAGCACAUCGAGUUAUAGCAGGGGACAGGAGCAUGUACAGAUAAACUUGCGCUCCAGCAGACGAGGUCUUCAGCAUGUAGUUUCCACAUCCCACGAUUGGUUUCCAGACUCUAGGAAUAUAGGAACAUGUAGACCCAAUCCCUCAAACGAUCUUCAUCUACUUCGGUUAUCGUUUUGAGGUAGCGGCAACUUCCGGAACUUCCGCCUUCCGUUUUGGACCGCGAUAACAACCGGAUGUCGAGGUACAACCCGUAUCUUUUUCCAUUCCAUAACGAUCACUCCCAUCAGUAGCUCCAGAUAUCUCCAGAGAGACGAGCUUAUAGAUCAACCCAGAAUAUUCAUGCUUGAGAUCUUUUCUUCUCCUCGUGAGUCACUGAUUGUCCACGAUUUAAUGAAUGGAGUGAAUAAUAUUAAUUCCUAGAAUCAUGAUUAAUUUUAUCUCAUUGUGGUGGGAGGAAUUAUGAAUGCCUAGACUUCAAAAGCUGUUAGACGUGCGAUAAUUCCAGUCGAGAAGUUAAAUACCUGAAGAACUCGAGGAAAGUCUCAAAUUUCAGAAGUAAAACCGCCAAAAUGGGGGAAUUCUCGUUUGACGACGGAUAUUGUGAGGUCUACAUCAGCUCAUCCUGGAAUCCCAUGACAUCAUUGGCAGGAUUUGGCAUCUGGUUUGGCAACGCCAAUAACGCAAACGCCAAACAAACACUGCGACGUCAUCAUCGAGAAAAAGACGAAGUGGAGAUGCUGGCAGCUCAGGAAGCUGUAAAAAUUGCCAGGAGCCUUGGACACGAGAAAGUUCUCAUCUGCACGACCUGCACGUUCGUCAAGAGGAAUCUCCAGAUGGAAAAUGUUGAAGUCGAACGUGUGAACAAUGACAGUUAUCCCAUGAAGGAAGCUUUUCGUCUUGCAGCUCAGGCUUCCGGCAUGAUCUCGCCUAAUCAUAUCCAUUUCCAGAAACUAUUGGCAAGUUAAAGAAUAAAAUCCUACGAAGGAAAACGAGAAAUCGUUCUUGUUUAAAUAAUACUGUAAAAAAUGGGUUUGUGCAAUAAAAAAUUGUGGUAGAUUGAAUUCA